AUGGAGUACACCGGCGCCCUCAGCGAGCGCGAGAAGACCGACCAGUUCCUGGACAAGAUGGACCUGGAGCGGGAGCGCGGCAUCACCAUCAAAGCCAGUCCGGUGCGGCUCAAGUACCGCUCCGCCGCCGGCGACGACUAUAUCCUGAACCUGAUCGAUACCCCGGGCCACGUGGAUUUCACCUAUGAGGUCUCCCGGAGUCUGGCCGCCUGCGAGGGGGCGAUCCUGGUGGUGGAUGCCGCCCAGGGAGUGGAGGCGCAGACCGUGGCCAACGUCUAUCUGGCGCUGGACAACGACCUUCAGGUGCUUCCGGUCAUCAACAAGAUCGAUCUGCCGAGCGCCGAUCCCGAGAGGGUCAGGCAGGAGCUCGAAGACGUCAUCGGCCUGGACGGCUCCCAGGCCAUCCUGGCCAGCGCCAAGCACGGCAUCGGCACCGAGGCCGUGCUGGAAGGCAUCGUAGCCAACUUUCCGCCCCCCGGAGGUGAGCGGGAGAAGCCGCUACGCGGGCUGAUCUUCGAUAGUUGGUUCGAUCCCUAUCACGGCGCGGUGAUCCUGCUGCGCAUCUUCGAAGGGAGCGUCCGCACCGGCGAUUCCAUCCGCCUGAUGUCCACCGGCGGCGUGUUCGAGGUCAGCCGGCUGGGUAUCUUCGCCCCGGGUCCGGUGGAGGUGGAGAGCCUCGGUCCGGGCGAGGUGGGCUUUCUCAUGGCCGCCAUCAAGGACCUCCACGAGGCCCGCAUGGGCGACACGGUGACCCUUCACAGGCGGCCCACCCAAGAACCACUGACGGGUUUUCCGCCCUUGAAGCCCAUGGUGUUCAGCGGCCUCUACCCGGCCGACUCGGGUCAGUACCAGGCACUGAGGACCGCGUUGGAGAAGCUCAGCCUGAACGAUUCGUCCUUCACCUUCGAGGCGGAGGCGUCCCAGGCCCUGGGCUUCGCUUUCGCUGCGGGUUUCUGGGUCUGCUGCACAUGGACAUUGUGCGCGAGCGGGUGGAGCGGGAGUUCGCCUGGCGCUCAUCACCACGGCGCCCACCGUGGUCUAUCAGGUCACCACCCACGCGGGGGCGGUGCUGGCCAUCGACAGUCCGGUGGCUUUCCCCGACGAGGCCGACAUCGAGAUGAUCGAGGAACCGUUCAUCCUGGCCACAUCCAUGUUCCCCGGGACUAUCUCGGGGGCGUGCUCAAGCUGUGCGAGGAAAAGCGGGGGAUUCAGCAGGAGGUGCGCUACUCGGGCCUUAACCGGGCCAUGGUCACGUACGAGCUUCCGCUGAACGAGAUCAUGUACGACUUCUACGACCGGCUCAAGUCCCUGAGCCGCGGUUACGCUUCCAUGGACUACGAGAUGGUGGGCAUGCGGCCCGCGAAGCUGGCCAAGCUGGACGUCCGCAUCAACGGCGACAUGGUGGAUGCCAUGUCGCUGAUCGUGCACCGUGACAAGGCGUACGUGCGGGGGCGGGACAUGGUGCAACGCAUGCGCGAGCUGAUCCCGCGGCAGCUCUUCGAAGUGGUGAUCCAGGCGGCCAUCGGCGGCCGCAUCAUCGCCCGGGAGUCGGUGAAGGCGCUCCGCAAGAACGUCACCGCCAAGUGCUACGGCGGUGACAUCACGCGCAAGCGCAAGCUCCUGGAAAAGCAGAAGGAGGGCAAGAAGCGCAUGAAGUCGGUUGGGCGGGUGGAGAUACCUCAGGAAGCGUUCCUGGCAGUGCUGAAGGUCUAG
Geodia barretti is the source of this 1713-nucleotide messenger RNA. The record is from the annotation of a GenBank genome assembly. Lineage: Eukaryota; Metazoa; Porifera; Demospongiae; Tetractinellida; Geodiidae.